GCUAGGAACGCUGCGAAGAGAAUUUGUUUCCGCGAUACCGCUGCGAAUCUAGUGGGUUCACGUUAUUUUCGGAUCGGUUGGAUGAUACAGUGAACGUGCGCGACCGACGAGAUUAACUGCUGCUUCUUCGUGUUCUUCGUUCUGCGCCUUCGCCUUCCCGUGGGACUCUUAGUGUUGGGUUCGUUGAGUUGAGGAUUGGAUUUCUCUGACAGAACGAAAACAACACACACCGCAAAAUGCCUUCCAGUGAUCCUUUGCCACCGAAGGAAAGUGCCCUGUUCCGUAAGAUACUGAAAUGUUACGAAAUGAAACAAUACAAAAAUGGACUGAAAUUGGCCAAGCAAAUUCUUACGAACCCGAAGUUCACGGAACAUGGCGAAACGCUCGCCAUGAAAGGUUUAACGUUAAACUGCCUCGGGCGCAAAGACGAGGCGUACGACCAUGUGCGCCGGGGUUUGCGCAACGAUCUGAAGUCCCACGUCUGCUGGCACGUGUACGGAUUGCUGCAACGAUCGGACAAGAAGUAUGACGAAGCUAUCAAGUGCUACCGAAACGCGCUCAAAUGGGAGAAGGACAACAUACAGAUCUUGCGCGAUCUGUCUCUGCUGCAAAUUCAAAUGCGCGAUCUCGAGGGCUACCGGGAAACGCGGCACCAGCUCUUCAAGCUUCGGCCCUCCCAGCAUGCCAGCUGGAUUGGCUUUGCAAUGAGUUACCAUCUACUCGGAGAUUACGAGACAGCCAUGAACAUACUGGAGACGUUCCUUUCGUCGCAAACCAUGGACACGUUCGAUUACAAGCAUAGCGAGCUGUUGCUGUACCAAAACAAUGUAAUUCAGGAGGCCGGCAACUACGAGCAAGCGCUGCAGCAUCUGAAGAAUUACAAGCAGCAGAUACUAGACAAGUUGGCCGUGCAGGAAUCGAUGGGCGCACUGUGCCUUAAGCUUGGUCGUCACGAGGAAGCGGUACCCAUCUUCAAGGAACUAAUCGAACGGAAUCCGGACAACACGGAAUAUUAUCUGAAGUACAUGGAAGCCAGCAAGCUUUCUAAUGCGUCGGACCUCAUCCAGGCGUACCGUGCGAUGCAAAGCGAAUAUCCGCAAUCGUUCUGCGCUAGGCGGUUACCGCUUGACAUCGCUAACGGCGACACGUUCCGAGCGUUGGCCGACGAGCAUUUAAGACGAAACCUACGGAAAGGAGUACCGCCGUUGUUCGUAAAUCUUCGCUCGUUGUACCGUGACAAAGAGAAGGUGAAAACGAUUGGCAAGCUCGUCGAAUGCUACUAUCAAAAUUUAACAAGUAGCGGCUUCUUUUCCGCCGAAGACGCCGCCAAUGCUGACUUACGCAAGGAACCGGCGUCAGCGCUCCUGUGGACGAUGUACUACCUCGCACAGCACUACGACUAUCUGCGAGAGUCGGAAAAGGCACUUGAUUUCAUCAAUGCUGCGAUCGAACACACGCCCACGCUAAUAGAGCUGUUUGUAACCAAGGGCCGAAUCUACAAGCACGCGGGCGACGUGUUAGAAGCGGUUAAGUGGCUAGAUGAGGCUCAGAGUCUCGAUACAGCCGAUCGGUACAUUAACUCGAAAUGCGCUAAGUAUAUGCUACGUGCCAAUCAGAUCGAGGAGGCGGAAGAUAUCUGCGCAAAGUUUACGCGUGAAAGUGUAUCCGCGAUGGAGAACCUUAACGAAAUGCAGUGCAUGUGGUUCCAGACGGAGUGCGCGCUAAGCUACCAGCGGCUCGAAAAGUGGGGCGACGCGUUGAAAAAGUGUCACGAAGUAGAUCGACACUUUUCAGAGAUAAUCGAGGAUCAGUUCGAUUUUCAUACGUACUGCAUGCGCAAAAUGACCUUGCGGUCAUACGUGGGAUUGUUGCGACUGGAGGACGUUUUGCGAAGACAUCCGUUCUAUUUCAAGGCGGCAAAGUGUGCGAUUGAGGUUUAUUUGCGACUAUUCGAUAAACCAUUGGCCGCUGAAUCAGCAGUAGAAGAACUAGAUAUUGAAAAUUUGCCACCGCCAGAGUUGAAGAAGCUACGCAACAAGCAGCGAAAAGCGCAAAAAAAGAAAGCCGAACAGGAGAACGCUCAAUCGAAAGAAAAUCAGAAAAAGGAGCAACAUAUCAGGAAGCAACUAUACGAUGGUGCCGAUCCAGAGGCGCCUCAGCUGGACGAACUGGUACCGGAGAAACUAGCUCGACCAGAUGAUCCACUGGAGAAGGCGAUAGAGUUUUUGAAGCCAUUGCAGAUGCUGGCCAAAGACAACAUCGAGACGCAUCUGAUGGCGUUCGAAAUUUAUCUGCGCCGUAACAAGCUCUUGUUGAUGUUGCAAUCCUUGAAACGUGCUCGAAAAAUCGAUGCCAGCAAUCCGAUUCUUCACGGUUGCAUUGUUCGGUUCCAACGGGUGCUUGAGCAACGCCUCGCUGCCACGGACAACGCCGUUGAUCCAAGCGUCCGUAUAGUGAUCGAUCGCGAGCGAGAAAAUUUGUUCCAUGGUCAGCAGAAUGCUACAUCGUUAAAUGAUGCCUAUCUGCAGUCUAACCGUGACAAUUUAGAAGCUGUAUAUGAGGCGGCUAAAAUAAUGUAUACACUGGACGAGAAGCGGCGAGAUGAAGCGCUUGGUCUACUAACGGGUGUUGAUUUGAAGCAGGUUCCUCUGGAGAAAGCAACAAAGUUAUUCCUGUUGCUGAAGUCCGGCUACUUUGGCCCCUGUGAAGACCAACUAGCUGCGUUCAAGAAGCUGUGCCAGAAACGGUACCCACUGGCUGUGGUAUUUGCCGAUGUAACAGCUACUCCCGUCACGACCCUGACAACGACACAGUCAUCCAGUGCGGAAAGCACUCAGACGACGGUAACUGAUAGCGGCAGCUCGGGACGUGUUACGAUGGCCACCAGUGCGCUUGGCGCUUCCGGCGAGAAAUCAACGAAAAAGCAAAACAACGGUCCGCAAUUCAAAUCAAACUAACAAUUAUCCACCCAGCCAUUCAGAAUGCCACCAAACGCAAUUGCGUGUGCGAUGUGUGUCUCCGCUGUCGAGAAACCUGGCGCUGCUCUUAUCGGGAUAGUUUUCAUCAUUUCGCGGUCACGGGUCUCGGCAGGGUGGCAAAGAACAAAGUGUAUGUAAAGAUAUGUAUUCUCAGGAGGGAGACCAACUACUCAACACCAUCCAAAUCCUCAAAACUGCAAUAGAGACGCUUGUGGACAAUUUUACUUUCUCCGCCAAUCCGCGUAAUGUGUCCUUUAUUCUUUUGUUUGUGAAAAUGAAGCUGAAAUAGAAACGCAAUAGUCGAAAAAAAAACAACACGGGAUCGGUUAUUGGAGUUUUCUACGCUAAGAGAGGGGUUGGGAAAGGGAUUAGUUUAUUCGCUAAGGAUGGCUUUUAUGUUUCUACGAUGCAGUCGGUGUAGCAGAAAAGAAGUGAUCAUAUGAUUUCAGCAAAUACCGAUAAUGAUAGUUGCUGACCGUUUUCAUGUGUUUGUGUGUGAUUGUUAGGAACAAAUCAGCGAUGGAAUAGCGUAACGUCGAUUUACUACGAAAUUCGGAGACAUUUGAAUCAUUUGCCCACCAUUCACAUGAUUGAUCAUGGAACAUUUUUUUUAGGAACGAUGGUGUUCAAGUGAGAUUGCUAAUAAAAUUACAGUUACAGUAAGUACGUUAGUUCUGCAUUUCUAAUCUGUUCCUAUUUCUGCUCGUAAUUCGUACUCAGCAGUAAAGCUAAAUAAACCAGUCAACUUCUAACGUGUGGAACGUGUUAGCAAGGCUAUAUAACAAGUUUAUUUAACUAUCUUUUUUGCGUCAUCGAAUUUGAACAAAACAUUACGUAAACGGUCUUUGAGUAGUACAAUUUUUUUAUCAAAUUCAAUGACACAAUAGCUAUAAUUAAUUCAUCUGAGCUUAUGUAAUAUGUUAGUUCAGUAAGCAUAGGAAUUUGCCGUAAGUUCCCUUGUCACGUUUACAUAAAAUAAUAAAUUG
Molecule: messenger RNA, 3964 nt
Organism: Anopheles nili
Lineage: Eukaryota; Metazoa; Arthropoda; Insecta; Diptera; Culicidae
Gene: Naa15-16
Product: N-alpha-acetyltransferase 15, NatA auxiliary subunit
Exons: 6
Coding region: 237-2957 (906 amino acids)
Biological process (GO): N-terminal peptidyl-methionine acetylation
Cellular component (GO): cytoplasm; NatA complex
Molecular function (GO): protein-N-terminal amino-acid acetyltransferase activity; protein binding
Source: RefSeq, a predicted model, not a curated record